Messenger RNA from Galeopterus variegatus (Sunda flying lemur), 1183 nucleotides. Its product is annotated as serine/threonine-protein kinase N1-like. Gene Ontology annotation, molecular function: protein serine/threonine kinase activity; ATP binding. The transcript is spliced from 10 exons. Gene Ontology annotation, biological process: protein phosphorylation. The annotation marks the transcript as partial. NCBI's taxonomy places the organism in Eukaryota, Metazoa, Chordata, Mammalia, Dermoptera, Cynocephalidae. The record is from RefSeq and is a predicted model, not a curated record.
AGUUCCCCAAUCCAGGAAACUACCACUGCUCCCCAGCUGCCUGCAGAGACCCAGGAGACCCCAGGACCCACCCUGUGCAGCCCUCUAAGGAAGUCACCCCUGACUCUCGAGGAUUUCAAAUUCCUGGCAGUGCUGGGCCGGGGUCACUUUGGGAAGGUGCUGCUUUCCGAAUUUCGGUCCAGUGGGGAGCUGUUUGCCAUCAAGGCUUUGAAGAAAGGGGACAUUGUGGCCCGGGACGAGGUGGAGAGUCUGAUGUGUGAAAAGCGGAUCUUGGCGGCAGUGACCAGAGCACGACACCCCUUCCUGGUGAAUCUCUUCGGCUGUUUCCAGACGCCGGAGCACGUGUGCUUUGUAAUGGAGUACUCGGCCGGUGGGGACCUGAUGUUGCAUAUCCACAGCGACGUGUUCUCCGAGCCCCGUGCUAUCUUUUAUUCUGCCUGUGUGGUGCUGGGGCUGCAGUUCCUCCAUGAACACAAGAUUGUCUACAGGGACCUGAAGUUAGACAAUUUGCUCCUGGACACCGAGGGCUAUGUCAAGAUCGCAGACUUUGGCCUGUGCAAGGAAGGGAUGGGCUAUGGGGACCGGACCAGCACGUUCUGUGGGACCCCGGAGUUCCUGGCACCAGAGGUGCUGACGGACACGUCGUACACACGGGCUGUGGACUGGUGGGGGCUGGGCGUGCUUCUCUACGAGAUGCUGGUUGGUGAGUCCCCAUUCCCAGGGGAUGAUGAGGAGGAGGUAUUUGACAGCAUCGUCAACGAUGAGGUCCGCUACCCCCGCUUCUUGUCGUCGGAAGCCAUCGGCAUCAUGCGAAGGCUGCUGCGGAGGAACCCAGAGCGGAGGUUGGGGUCCAGCGAGCGGGAUGCAGAAGAUGUGAAAAAACAACCCUUCUUCAGGACCCUGGGCUGGGACGCCCUGCUGGCCCGGCGCCUGCCACCGCCCUUUGUACCCAAGCUGUCGGGCCGCACCGAUGUCAGCAACUUUGAUGAGGAGUUCACGGGGGAGGCACCCACGCUCAGCCCUCCCCGCGAUGCGAGGCCCCUCACCGCCACCGAGCAGGCCGCCUUCCGGGACUUCGACUUCGUGGCCGGGGGCUGCUAGCCCCUCUUCUGUACCUGCCCCCGCCCCCAACCAAGAGCUCUUAGUUUUUAAAAAGGCCUUUGGGGUUUGCCCCAGCCAUGCA